Molecule: messenger RNA, 1982 nt
Organism: Hyposmocoma kahamanoa
Lineage: Eukaryota; Metazoa; Arthropoda; Insecta; Lepidoptera; Cosmopterigidae
Product: solute carrier family 41 member 1-like
Exons: 12
Coding region: 91-1581 (496 amino acids)
Biological process (GO): monoatomic cation transport
Cellular component (GO): plasma membrane
Molecular function (GO): monoatomic cation transmembrane transporter activity
Source: RefSeq, a predicted model, not a curated record
AGUGAGUGUAGUUUUCAUUUCAAUUUAAAAUAAAUGUAAAAUCCUGUGAUAUUUGUUUUUAAGUAACUCAGUGAGCCGAAAACCGCAAGCAUGGUCGGAGCGCCAGAUGUCAAACCAACAAAAAUCGAGCACCACUCUCCCCACCUCGACGGGAACCCAGUCUUCACAAUCAGCGAUGAAAUCGGCAGCCCGGACACGACAUACACGAUGGCUUCGAUAAACUCCAACGGGGAUCUACGGAGCCCUGGAGACCCUCCUGAUAAGAAGAUUAACGACGCUGAUGCCGAGAAACAACCACUCUCAGGGAAAAAAGAGGAGAAAUGGUACCUGACUCUGGCGCAAGUGGCUGUGCCGUUUUUCAUCGCUGGCUGCGGCACCAUAGGCGCUGGACUUGUUCUAGGGAAAGUCAGAGACUGGGAUGUCUUUGUGAACGUGUCAGCAAUUUUCGUGUUAGUACCAUCUCUCUCUGGACUUAAAGGCAACCUGGACAUGUGCCUGGCAUCGCGGUUAUCAACACAGGCCAACCUGGGCAACAUGGAAUCCGGCAAAGAGGUCAUUUCGAUGGUCGUCGGUAACAUAUCACUAGUACAGGUCCAAGCAAUAGUGGCGGCCACUGUUGUGUCAAUGUUCGCGAUAGUCGUGAAUACGAUAACGGAUCGCACCUUCAACGGAUCUUACGUGUUGCUUCUCAUAGCCUGCGCCGUUUUCACUGCUACUACCACCUGUUUUGUACUGGAUUUCGUAAUGGUGCUGGUGAUCUACGGGUCGCAUAAGUUCAAAGUAAACCCUGACAACGUGGCGACGCCGCUCGCGGCCUCCAUCGGAGACAUCGUCAGCAACACUGUGCUUGCUGUCACUGCGCAGUACAUGUACGAGCAGAUAAAAAUAUCACUAUGGCAGCCAAUAACCCUCAUGUGCGUCUACUAUAGCCUCUUACCGCUAUGGGUGUUCGUGGUCUACAGAAACAAAUACACCAAGAAGGUCCUCACGACUGGUUGGACUCCUGUCAUUUCUGCGCUAUUUAUAAGCGGGAUCGGAGGCAUCGUCCUGGAUCAGGCAGUGGAUCACUUCAGAGGCUACGAGGUGUUUCAGCCCAUUGUCAAUGGUAUUGGAGGCAACUUGGUCUGUGUGCAGUCAUCUAGGCUGGCCACCUAUCUACAUCAGACCGCUAUUCCUGGAGUAUUGCCUGAUGGCACAAGGUUACUGGAAUGGCCUUGGAAGACGCUGUUCUUUGGAACUGCUGCAGCAAAAGUGGCCCGCAUGCUGUUGAUGCUUGCCGUCUCCGGUCAGAUCGUGUUCAUGAUCGUAGCUGACGUUGUCUACCAAGGCUUCGUGACCAUACAAGUACCAUUUGGUAUCACCUAUGUCUGCUGUGCGUUACUGCAGGUUAUGGUACUCCUGUAUCUAGCUUACGUUCUUGUCCAUUACAUGUGGAAGAAAAAGAAGGAUCCGGAUAAUGCGGCUAUUCCAUAUCUGACGGCUCUCGGAGACCUUCUAGGAUCUGUGUUCUUGGGCCUAGCAUUCGUCAUAUUAUCAAUGUUCGGCCUCGAGUACGGGAACAACGUCCCCGACAGGAAUUGAUUCAAUUGGUAUUUAUUUAGAAAUAACAGAAAAAUAUUUGGUCCUAAACAGUAAUCAAAUCGCCGCGUUGCUUUGUUGUUCAUUUUAAAGGAGAAAUGAUCGAACAAUUUCAGAAAUGAAAUCUUAGAAUUUUAGACUAAUAUUGCUAUGUAAGAGAAAGGAAGCGUAUUAUUGUAACGGAAUUGUACGUAGCGUAGUGAUACAAUGCGGCAGCUGCAGAAAUUCCAGAAACUAUACGAGAAUUCUCCGAAAGACGCGCGGUAUAUUUUUUUGGCUCGUAUCUAGUUGUGUUACUCAAUUGACAUAAAGUUUAUUACAAAAACUCACGUCCAUUCCAUUCCGCACCUACGUAAAUUGAGCAUUAUAUUCUUGCGAUUAUAACAAAUGCACACGGUCAAAUU